CAUGGGCACUGCCCAGGCUCCUCGCGAGGCAUUUUGGCGAGAGAUGAUAUGAGGACCACACCCCCCAACCUAAGGCCCUGGGCUGGGGAUCAUGUAAGAAUGUCCAUAUACGAUAUUCCACCAACUUCUCCAUAUCCUCCAUUUAAAGCAAGCUCCAGAGCGUCUAACCUCCCUUGCCUUCCAACAUUCUUCCAACAUUGGAAAGAUCUGGUAGCGCUAUCGCAAGCGAGUGCAUCGAUCUCAUUUCAACAUGCUCGCAUCGAGAGUCAACGACAUUCACGAAUGUGACCGCACCGGCACGGAAGUACUAUCCUCGAUCACACCACCGGCACCAGCGAGACAGAGAAGACAAUCCACGAGCGAAAUGAGCGCCAUGUACUUCAAUCACGAGCGUGGAAUCGCGGAUUACGCUGCAUGCAAUCCUUGUAGCACCUCAAGCGCGAUCAGAAAUGCUCAAUCUCCUCUGGGGUCAAGCACGGCGCAUGACGUGUCUUGUUGCGAGCCCUCGAGGAUCGCAACAGGCGUGCCAGUUGCAUGGCAAGGCGGAUUUACAGGUGGAGCAGCUAUAGGAAGUUUUGACUAUGACAAAGCCCAGGCGUCGAUUCCGUUUCAAAGCGGACCCGGGUGUUCUGAGCCUGGCGAGACAGAUGCCGUCGUCUCGGUCCGCGACCUAGGUUUUAGUGCGGCACCUUGCUUGACACACCAGUCCAACGGCCAUAGACCCAGCCAAAGCGAUAUCUUCAAACACACUGUAUGCACUGGGCAAUUUCUCAAGCAUGGUCAAUCGGCUGUGGACAUUGAGGAUGAAAUUCGAUACAAAAUCGAGAACAAUCUGCGCUUGAGCGAGAUGGACCAGGAGGAGUACCUUCCUGUUGAUUCAUUUGAGAACAUAUUCAAUAUCGAAACCAUGAUGUGUCUGAUCAAGGCAAUCUACGACACUGCCACGGACGAAUGUUUCAUUCAGAAGGCUGACCAGAUCUGGGGGGGUGCUGCAGGAAGCCGGCGAAGGAUAGUUGCCACGCUGGUACUGAUGAAGCAAACGAGCCGCGUCGAGGAGUUUAUCCAGGAAGGCAUAUUCGACCACCACUUACCACUUUGCCGCGAAAUAAAGAGCCGAAAAGAGUUCAAAACCUUCGUCGGGGAUGGUCGAAUCAACAUGACACUCUUUGAAAACUGGGAGCGCGUUCACAUCGACCUUUUCUAUUUCUACCAGAAAGCUAUAUUCGUCCCAUUCUUAAGCAUGGGAAGUAAGGAUAUCUGCUCCUAUGUGUUCAAUCGCAACAUCAGGCUUCCGUGGGAUAAGUUCGAGCAGAAAGUUUCUGGUGGAAACGGAACAAUCCACCGGCUUCAAAUCCACCAGAGUCACCACGACUACAGAGGAAACAACGUGUCAGAGAGCCCACCAUGCUUUGCAGUCAAGGAGAUAAAUGGUGCCAAUCAUGAAUCCUAUCGUAAAGAGCUUAGAGCCCUCGAGCAAUCAUGCGCCAAGGCACAGAAGGCGAAACAUCUGAUUAAAUUACUUCUUACUUUCCAGCACGGUAAUAAGCUCUAUCUUGUCUUUGAGUGGGCAGAUGGCAAUCUCGAGGAAUUCUGGAAAAAGAAACAGGUUCAUGCAUCUCCCUCGUCGACAAAGUGGAUAGCACAACAAUGCCGAGGUAUUGCAAAUGCCAUCAAACGCAUCCAUGGACUCUCAACAUGGCAGAAGGACGAGAGAUCGUCAAGCUCUAACUCUGAGGAACCAUUUGUCAAAGAUUGGGGGCGGCACGGCGACAUCAAGCCAACCAACAUCUUGUGGUUCUCGACCCAUGGAGAAGAUCGAGACCACCUUGUUGUUGCUGACUUAGGAUUGACCAGAUACCACUCCCGCCUUACGAAGUCACGCGUUAUGAGGGUGGACGGCUAUACUGGGACAUACCGAGCUCCUGAAAUUGACCUAGGCCUUCCCAUCUCUUCGAAAUAUGACAUUUGGUCCCUCGGAUGCGUUUUUCUUGAAUUUUGCAUCUGGUAUCUGCUUGGAUACGAGGAUGUUGAGAACUUCCAGAGAGACCGCAACCUCAACCGCGGUUCGGAUGACACGGAUGACAUAGAUGAACCUGAUCACAGUUACUUCGUGAUUUCGUGUAUGCCUCAAGGGGGAAAGCGAGCUGAGCUUCACCCAGCUGUACAGAAGUGGGUUGGGAUUCUGAGAGCAUCGGCAUUGUGUACAGACUUCAUUAAUUCGAUGCUGGAUUUGAUCAUGGAACGAAUGCUCGUCAUUGAUCGCAAAGAAAGAUACUCCAUCGAUUUCAUUUCUUCGGAAUUGUUACAUAUUGAAAACGCACUACCAGAAACAUCUUGUGGGCGGGCUCCUUUCCCCGGGGCCACAGAUAAAAGCUACCAGUCAUCAGAUCCAGAGUCUAUCAAGAAUCAUCUGCAAGUGCCAGGAUCGCCUGCAAACUUGGUCAGAUUUGCAGAGGGAGACUCUACCAUCCCUGAAAGUAUCAUGUCAAGUGUUUACCGCCGAAACCGAGCUCUUUCAGUGGCGUCCAGUGAUGCAGAUUUACUUGAAAAUCCAUGGAACAACCGGAGCACAGCUGCUACCAGUGUAUUAGAUGAAGAACCGGAUGAUCAUAAGUGGAGGCCGAUUGAGACAACGUUUUAGUCUGAUUCCAGUCACAGACAGCAUGCUUCACUACUAAACAUUAGUAAUGACAUGAAGGUAUUCAUAGUAUAGAGAAGAAACGGGGGAAGAGGGG
Molecule: messenger RNA, 2735 nt
Organism: Colletotrichum acutatum
Lineage: Eukaryota; Fungi; Ascomycota; Sordariomycetes; Glomerellales; Glomerellaceae
Product: kinase-like domain-containing protein
Exons: 4
Coding region: 251-2641 (796 amino acids)
Biological process (GO): peptidyl-threonine phosphorylation; peptidyl-serine phosphorylation
Molecular function (GO): ATP binding; protein serine/threonine kinase activity
Source: RefSeq, a predicted model, not a curated record